AUUCCCGCUACCUUUAGGUAGUGGGUCUUUCCAGUCAGGUUUUUUUGCGAUUCUACGGGGCAUUGUGUUUUGGAAUUUGAUCAGUAUACAAAUGGCGAAAAAUUCUCACAGUGGUUCGUGCAUGCUUGCACUGUGUUGUUCCGUUCUAUACCUUUGCCUGUUUGAUGUCCAUAUUCUAUUGUUAUGUCCCUUACUUUCGAGGGUGUUGACGUCGUCGCCUCAUGUGAUCAUUCUGUUUCGUUCUCCUCUGUAACUGCACAACUACUCACUCGGCGCCUUCGACGUAGCAACAUUGUGCCAGAUGUUCGCAUUCGUGCUCUCGUCUUUAUUACCGAUGGCAUUAUCAAUCUUUCGACAGAUUUCUUGUUUCUCGUCGUCAAUGAUGCAUGCAGUGAUGUUUUUGGUCGCGAUUGGUUAGAAUAUUGUUGGAAUAUAAGUGACAAUCAUCGUGAUGUUCAACUGCCUGAACAUCCGUGUUGUUUUGUAUGUUCAGACGAUAACAGUUUAAAUUAUGGGUCAUCCAUGCCAGUGAAGGUUUAUACUCCCAGUUUUAAAUCUGCUGAUUCCGUUAAAGGAGAAUAUCUCAUACAAGACAUGCUGUUCUCAGCUUCGUCAACGGAUGCUACUCAAUUAUUACCUCUUCUGCGGAAUCAUGGACUCGAAAACGAUUUUUCACCAGAACAGAUGAACAUUCAGGUUUUGCGACAUCUCCUUUCUGGAGUCUGUAUCCACGCGGGAGCAGGGCGAACCGGUCCCAAGGCUUGUAGACUCAUUUGUCGAGCGUUUUCGGAUGUUCAUUCAUUGCUUGGUUAUAUAGUUUGAGAGGUAUUGCUUUCAUUACCAUCUGUAUUAUCCAUCGCGUCUCUCAAAGAUAUUGUUGGUGCUGCGGGAGAACAGAAUUCGCUUAUUCAUGUGAAUCGUGCCGAUUUGAUUUGAUUGCUAUUCCUUUGAUGUGUGAAGUCUUCAGAAGAUGAUGUGCUGUUCAAAGAAUUGUUUCUCGGUUUCGAAACUUUAUCUCAUUCUUCUUUACAUGCAUAUGCUACACUUCAUGGCAUACAAUUUCAAUCAGCAGAUUCACGGGAAGCUCUAUUACAGAUGUUGAUGCAGCAUUUGUCUGACGGCAGUUGUCUGCGUGGAAAGGAUAUUUACGAUAUAUUUGGCUAGGUAGCGGGCUUUGCCACGCAUGUGGCCUUACACAACUUAU
Suillus bovinus is the source of this 1204-nucleotide messenger RNA. RefSeq lists its product as uncharacterized. Bases 184 to 822 code for a protein of 212 amino acids. The transcript is spliced from 2 exons. NCBI's taxonomy places the organism in Eukaryota, Fungi, Basidiomycota, Agaricomycetes, Boletales, Suillaceae. The record is from RefSeq and is a predicted model, not a curated record.